AUGUUCAUUAUAAAUUGGUUUUGGGAUAUUCUGUCCAGUCUCGGUCUGGUCAACAAGAAUGCCAAAAUCCUCUUUCUCGGACUGGACAAUGCAGGCAAAACUACUCUAUUGCACAUGCUGAAAAAUGAUAGAUUGGCUACAUUACAACCAACUCUACAUCCAACCUGUGAAGAAUUGUCGAUUGCCAGCGUCAAAUUCACCACAUAUGACUUGGGAGGUCAUCAACAAGCUCGAAGAUUGUGGCGAGACUAUUUCCCUGAAGUUGAUGCUAUUGUCUACUUGGUCGACUCGGCUGAUCAUGACAGGUUUCCUGAAAGCAAGGCUGAAUUGGAUGCAUUAUUGGCCAUUGAAGAACUCGGACGUGUUCCCUUCUUGAUUUUGGGAAACAAGAUUGAUAUGGCUGGCGCUGUCUCUGAAGAUGAAUUGAGACAAGCAUUGGGGCUCUUCCAAACCACCGGAAAGGGAAAAGUUGCAUUGAACAACGUUCGACCUAUCGAAGUGUUUAUGUGCUCGGUCGUCAUGCGACAAGGUUAUGGUGAAGGCUCUGGCAUCAGCAUUGAAACAUUGCUACAAUCUGGCGCACGUCUCGUCUAUGCCGUAGAACCAAAUGCGUCGAUGAGAGCGCAAGCUGAAGCUCUGAUGCAUCGUGAAUUGGCCAACAGCCUGGUGAUAUCUGUUGAUGGUACAUCAGAGGCUACGACACUGCCAAACCAGAGUGUUGAUGUCGUGUUCGCUGGUAUGGCCGGCCAUUGGUUUGAUCCACCAAAAUUCGUCAAGGAAUGCAAACGAAUCCUAAAACCUCACGGUCAUAUUGUAAUGGUGUGGAAUGUCCGACGCCUCCAAUCUCCAUUAUCACACGCUUAUGAGGACUGCAUGAACAAGCAUAAGCUCAUUGUCGACAGAGCAGGUCGUGAUGCCAAGGACCCAAUCUACGCGUCAAAGUUCUACUUUGUCGACCCACCAACCAGCAUAAGACCAUCUGCAAUCAAGUACGCUCAUGAUAACGGGUGGUUUGAGAUAACAACGUUGCCUUUCACUCAAGAGCUGAGUUGGGAUGCCCUUGUUGGACGAGUGGUGUCUAGCAGUUAUGCUCCUGAUUCGGAAACCCCAGAGUAUGCAGAACUAGUGAGUGAGUUGAAGCUCAUCUUUGAUACGUAUCAGAAAGAUGGGAUUGUUAGUAUGGAUUACGAAUGUGUAGUUUUGGAUGGUAUGGUGGAUGGUGGUUCUGCUGAAAUAUAG
Molecule: messenger RNA, 1239 nt
Organism: Synchytrium microbalum
Lineage: Eukaryota; Fungi; Chytridiomycota; Chytridiomycetes; Synchytriales; Synchytriaceae
Exons: 7
Coding region: 1-1239 (412 amino acids)
Biological process (GO): vesicle organization; intracellular protein transport; membrane organization
Cellular component (GO): COPII vesicle coat; endoplasmic reticulum exit site
Molecular function (GO): GTPase activity; GTP binding; S-adenosylmethionine-dependent methyltransferase activity
Source: RefSeq, a predicted model, not a curated record